This is a messenger RNA of Argentina anserina (silverweed cinquefoil), 1777 nucleotides long. RefSeq names its product 7-deoxyloganetin glucosyltransferase-like. Gene Ontology annotation, molecular function: quercetin 7-O-glucosyltransferase activity; quercetin 3-O-glucosyltransferase activity. The record is from RefSeq and is a predicted model, not a curated record. Bases 78 to 1517 code for a protein of 479 amino acids. NCBI's taxonomy places the organism in Eukaryota, Viridiplantae, Streptophyta, Magnoliopsida, Rosales, Rosaceae. The transcript is spliced from 2 exons.
AUGUAGCCCACUAGCCUAUAAAUGAUGUGUAUCUGUUAGUAGACACACACGCACACACAGAGUUGGGACGUUCUAAGAUGUUCUCUAGUAAGCCCCAUGCUGUUUGUAUUCCAGGUCCUGCUCAAAGCCACAUAAAGGCUGUGCUUAAAUUGGCAAAACUCCUACACCGCAGAGGUUUUUAUAUAACCUUUGUCAACACAGAGUUCAAUCAGAAGCGGUUCCUCAAGUCGCUAGGACCCAAUUGUCAAGAUGGCUUCACUGAUUUUCAGUUUGAAACCAUUCCAGAUGGCCUUCCAGAUUCAAAGGAAGAUGCCGCUCAAGACCUCACUUUACUUUGCGACUCUGUCCGAAAAAAGUUCUUGGCUCCUUUCCGUGAUCUGCUCAUAAAACUAAAUAAUACUGAGACUAAUCCUCCAGUGACUUGCAUCGUUUCAGAUGGUUUCAUGUCCUUGUUCACCAUCAUAGCAGCUGAAGAAAUUGGAGUCCCUGUAGCACUCUUCUAUACUGUUUCUGCAUCCUCGUUCAUGGGAUUCACACAAUUUCGCACUUUGGUCCAGAAAGGUCUUGCUCCAUUAAAAGAUGACAGCUGGUUCACAAAUGGAUUUCUGGACCAAAAGAUAGAUUGGAUUCCAGGAAUGAAAGAUAUUCGUUUGAGGGAUCUCCCUAGCUUUUUCCAAACAACAAAUCCCAAUGACCCUUUGCUGAACUUCUGCCUGGAAGGCACGGAUAUCGUUCACAGAGCUUCUGCGGUUGUAUUACUUACUUUUGAUGCUUUGGAACAUGAUGUUUUGGAUGCUAUCUCUUCUAUGAUUGGUUGGCCACCUGUUUAUACAAUUGGCCCUAUCGAGUUACUUCUGAAUCAGAUUCCAGAUGAUCCUUUGGAGUCUGUGGGAUACAGUCUGCUGAAAGAAGAAAAUGAGUGCCUUGAAUGGUUGAAGGAUAGAGUGCCAAAUUCAGUUGUUUAUGUGAACUUUGGAAGCGUAGCGGUCUUGACACCAAAACAGCUUGUAGAGUUUGCUUGGGCACUUGCAAAUAGCAAAUUUCAUUUCUUGUGGGUAAUUAGGCCUGAUCUUGUUCUCGGAGAAUCAGCUAUUCUACCACCUGAAUUUGUUGCAGAAACCAAAGAAAGAGGUCUAAUAGCAACUUGGUGUCCACAAGAGGAACUGCUUCAUCAUCCUUCAGUCGGAGGGUUCCUUACACACUGCGGCUGGAAUUCGACAGUUGAGAGUCUGACAGCCGGAGUCCCGAUGCUUUGUUGGCCAGUCUUUGGUGACCAGCAAACAAACUGUUUCUAUACUUGUAGCAAAUGGGGCAUUGGGAUGGAGAUUAGCAACAAUGUCAAGAGAGACGAAGUAGAGAAGCUUCUUAGGGAUUUGGUGGAAGGAGAGAAGGGUAAGAAGAUGAAGAGUAAGGUCAUGGAGUGGAAGAAACUUGCGGAAGAAGCCACGGCUCCAGAGGGUUCUUCAUUCAAAAAUCUGGACAACCUAGUGAAUCAAGUUCUACUGCGGAAAUGCUGAAUGUUUCGGGGUAAAAUUGUUUGGCUAAAUGUUAUAUUUGUAUAAGAAUAAUGUUAUUCGAAGUAAUGUCUACUCCGCUUAGUAGAUUGAAAGGAUAUGAUGGAAUUGGUAUUUGGUAGUCUCAAGAAACUAGUCUUUUUCAAGUGUGUUUGGCUCAAGAUUUGGUUGUAUAGUUGUGCUGCGUUUAUUUGUUGGGCCAGAGUGUGACUGAUAACAGUGUAUUAACAUCUGCGGACGUAUCCAUUAACAAGAGUUCACAA